AUGUUCUUCUUCUUCACCUGCGGCUCCGCCGACUUCUCGGGACAAAUCAGCGGGUACGAGGGUCUGCGCGUCGUGUGUCCUCAUUGCCACAACGCGGCGGUAACAGCGAUCAAGCGCCGCACGUUCUUUACGUUCUGCUUCAUCCCGCUGGUGCCGAUAAAGUGGGGCAAGGAGCUGCGCUGCACGAUUUGCCAGUAUCAUCAGUCUACGACCGAUGAGCAGCUCGAGCAGAUGGCGAAUGGCGGCCCUGGCGGCGCUAUGCUGAAGUAG
Tricharina praecox is the source of this 270-nucleotide messenger RNA. RefSeq lists its product as uncharacterized. The record is from RefSeq and is a predicted model, not a curated record. The coding region runs from base 1 to 270 and encodes 89 amino acids. Lineage: Eukaryota; Fungi; Ascomycota; Pezizomycetes; Pezizales; Pyronemataceae. The transcript is spliced from 3 exons.